Messenger RNA from Talaromyces stipitatus ATCC 10500, 1389 nucleotides. RefSeq lists its product as uncharacterized. The record is from RefSeq and is a predicted model, not a curated record. The coding region runs from base 1 to 1389 and encodes 462 amino acids. The transcript is spliced from 2 exons. Lineage: Eukaryota; Fungi; Ascomycota; Eurotiomycetes; Eurotiales; Trichocomaceae.
AUGUCUCCAUCCCAUCUACUGGCACAUUUGGCCAAGAAACAUGGCCAUGAUUAUCGGAUAAAAACCCAGAUUCAGCGACAGCAAAUCUUGGAAGAAAUGCUUAAAAAGCCCUGGAUUGAUCCCCAGAAGCAAAGUCUACAAUUCCCAUUAUCUACCAGUGCUCCUAUUCCCUAUCUCCCAAUCUUUCAAGGAUAUCAAUGUCCAAGCACGACAUGUCCCUAUGUGGCAGUAGCUAAAGAAACCAUGCGAAUCCAUAUCCUCAAGCAUCCAGAGAUCCCAAAAAAUCCACGAGGUCCUCCACGUGCCUUCACCCACCAUAUCCAUAUUUAUCCUCGAGUGCAUUGUCAGCGGUUCUUCUUGUCCAGGGUGGGAAGUCAAUACUUUGCUGUGACUCCUUCUUUAUCAUUGAUUAAUCAGGAGUUACAAACUACACCAUUAUCUAGAGCAAACCGGAUUGAAGCCGAGGUCAAUACCGCAUUAGCCCAAAGUGAGGCGAUCAUCGAUACUGCAAGUAAUAUGAUCCAGAGUCAUAGGGCACCAACAGAGGCCUCUCCCUGGCUUGAGAUGACCCGCUGGGGGGACUAUCUCUGUGGAUACUCCUUUCAGCAGGUGGCACUGCUAGGAGCACGGCCUGAUCCCUUGCAGGAACCACUCCUGGCAGAAUUUGCUAGUAGUGUUAGCAGGAUUAUUCAACAAGCACAUCAAUCAAUUCAAGAAGAUAAGAUCAAUGUUUUUGAUCAAGUCCAGAUUAAUAGUUUCCUACAACACCGACGGGCCUGGGAUCGACCAUUAUUCAUUCAAUUAAAGAAGGCAACCUAUCGGAGUUAUGAACAUCUCUGGCAACGGCUUCUCUCCUUCGUCCACCGUUCCACCCAGCCCGAGCAGCCUGUCCAGCUGCGUCAUCGGCUGACCCCACGGCAACUCCAGCAUCUUGAUGAGAUGGUGGAGUAUGGGAUUGAGGUAUUAGCCUAUCAAGGCCAAAUCACACGGCCGCUUCCCACCGUGAUCCGAGGGUCGACCCUGGCUGAAGCCCAAGCGCUGCUGGACCAGGCCUGUCUCCGAGAUCUCUAUGAAAGCGCAGUAGUUGGCUUUCUUGCUGUGCUAGGCGUCGAUGCAGAGAAACGGACCUUUCGGGAUGCAUAUUCAUAUACCCCAUCACUAUCUGGUCUGGUUAAGAUGGCCCAGAUGCUUGUGGUUCAGGAGGCUAUUAUCCAGGCUGACGAAGACCAGGUGGAGCAUCCUGCAGAUGCUCUUGAUGAAAUGCGAGAGCGAUUCUUAAUCCAUGGAACGCGAAGCCCCUUUGCCUGGAUCACACGACUCCGCACGUAUGGGAAAAAGAUCCAGAAUACCACCACCAGUCUUGGUUAUAUCUAUUGGUCUGAGGAUUAA